CCGAAACUUGACUACGCACCAACCCCGCGUUUCGACUAUAUAAAAACGUGUUAAGCUGUCCGAAAAAUAAUUAAUUAGAAUUUCUUCAUAUUUUCUGUCAAGGUCAAUUAUUAAAGUUGAAAAUUUAGAAUGAAGAAGAAUGUGAAGCAGCCAUGAGCCAUGUUUUGUGUGAGCAGCUGGGGAGCCUAUUUGUGGCUCACCGGACUGCUCGGGAUAUCCGUUGCAUUACCUCCUGUUGUAAAAAUAGGGGCAAUAUUUACAGAGGAUCAGAGAGACGGUCCGACCGAGUUGGCUUUCAAAUACGCCGUGUAUAAAAUAAAUAGAGACAAAGCGCUGCUUCCGUAUACAUCUCUGGUGUACGAUAUCCAAUACGUGCCCCGGGAUGACAGCUUUCACGCCAGUAAGAAAGCUUGCCACCAAGUUCAACAUGGCGUGCACGCAAUGUUCGGUCCCUCUGAUCCGUUACUUGGUGCCCACAUUCAUUCAAUUUGCGAUGCCUUAGACAUUCCCCAUUUAGAGGCGCGUUUAGAUCUAGAGACUGACGUACGAGAAUUUUCUAUAAAUUUAUACCCUGCCCAGCAACUUCUCAAUACUGCCUUUCAGGAUGUCAUGGCUUUUCUUAAUUGGACCAAAGUUGCCAUUAUUUAUGAAGAGGACUAUGGUUUAAUAAAACUUCGAGAACUAGUACGGUCUCCACACAGUCGUGAUUUCGAAAUCCACCUUCGGCAAGCAGAUCCCGAGUCUUAUCGGGCCGUGUUAAAGGAGAUUAAGAGCAAGGAAAUAAACAACAUUGUAAUUGACACCAAAUCCUCCAAUAUGCAACAUUUACUUAAAGGGAUACUACAACUCCAAAUGAAUGAUUACAAGUACCACUAUCUUUUCACAACGUUCGAUAUUGAAACUUUCGACCUGGAGGAUUUUAAAUACAACUUCGUUAACAUGACGGCCUUUCGAGUCGUAGAUAUAGACGAUUUAGCAGUUAAGGAUGUGCUGCGGGACAUGGAAAAGUUCCAGACUAGCAUUGAUGCUCCACCCAUAAACUCUUCCUUUAUUGAAGCAGAGGCAGCUUUGAUGUAUGACUCUGUUUUCGUUUUUGCCAUUGGUCUACAAACUCUUGAACAAUCACACACCCUUAAGUUAUCAAACGUCUCCUGCGACAAAGAGCAACCCUGGGAUGGUGGUCUUAGUCUUAUUAACUACAUUAACGCUGUGGAGUUUAAAGGAUUAAGUGGACCAAUUGAAUUUAAGGAAGGUCACAGAAUCAAGUUUAAAUUGGACUUAUUAAAACUCAAACAGCACGCUUUGGUUAAAGUUGGUGAAUGGCAUCCUACUGCUGGGGUCAACAUUACAGAUCGAGAGGCUUUUUUCGAUCCUGGCACUAUGAACGUAACACUUGUUGUUACUACUAUAUUAGAAAUACCGUAUAUGAUGAUGCACAUGGGUAAGAACUACACUGGUAAUAACAGGUUUUAUGGGUUUUGUGUCGAUAUCCUGGAUAAAAUUUCAAAAGAAGUGGGAUUCGAAUAUCUCAUAGAUUUAGUGCCUGAUAGAAAAUAUGGUGCAUGCGACCCAGAAACUGGCUUAUGGAAUGGCAUGGUUUUGCAACUAAUGCAGCAUGAGCAGCCCUACGUAAUGUUAAAACAACAAAUAGUUGGUAAUGAUAGAUACGAGGGCUUCUGCAUAGAUUUAUUAAGAGAAAUUGCUUCCAUGGUAGGCUUUGAGUAUCGCAUAGAAUUAGUACCAGAUGGUAAAUACGGUGUAAUAGAUUUGGAUACUGGGGAUUGGAAUGGAAUAGUUCGACAGCUAAUAGAUAGGAAAGCUGACUUGGCUGUCGGAUCGAUGACCAUAAAUUAUGCUAGAGAGAGCGUUAUAGACUUUACGAAACCCUUUAUGAAUUUGGGUAUUAGCAUUCUUUUUAAGGUGCCAUCCAGUCCUCAAGCAAGACUGUUUUCAUUCAUGAAUCCAUUGGCCAUGGAUAUUUGGUUAUAUGUAUUUUCUGCAUACGUCCUCGUAUCAAUAACGAUGUUCGUAGUAGCUAGAUUUUCACCCUACGAAUGGCACAAUCCACAUCCAUGCGAAGUAGAGAACGAAUUAGUUAAGAACCAAUUUUCUAUGGCAAAUUCGUUUUGGUUUACUAUAGGAACUUUAAUGCAACAAGGUUCUGAUCUAAAUCCGAAGGCUACUUCAACUAGAAUAGUUGGAGGGAUUUGGUGGUUUUUUACUUUAAUAAUAAUUUCUUCGUACACUGCUAAUUUGGCGGCUUUCCUAACAGUUGAACGGAUGAUUACACCCAUUGAAAAUGCAGAAGAUUUAGCAGGACAAACUGAGAUUUCAUACGGAACUCUGGAAAGUGGCUCAACAAUGACUUUCUUUAGGGAUUCAAUGAUUGAAACAUAUAAGAAAAUGUGGCGAUUUAUGGAAAAUCGGAAACCUUCAGUGUUUGUGCCGACUUACGAAGAAGGAAUUCAAAGAGUUCUCGAAGGAAAUUACGCUUUUUUGAUGGAGUCCACCAUGUUGGAUUUUGUUGUUCAGAGGGACUGUAACUUAACACAAAUCGGAGGUUUGUUAGAUUCCAAAGGAUAUGGAAUAGCCACACCAAUGGGGAGUCCUUGGAGAGAUAAAAUUUCCCUUGCCAUAUUAGAAUUGCAGGAAAAGGGGGAAAUUCAAAUGCUUUAUGAUAAAUGGUGGAAAAAUACUGGAGAAACUUGCUCAAGAAAUGACAAAGGAAAAGAAUCAAAAGCCAAUUCAUUGGGUGUUGAUAAUAUUGGGGGUGUAUUUGUGGUUUUGUUGUGUGGACUAGCAUUUGCUGUUAUUAUAGCCAUUUUUGAAUUUUGCUACAAUUCAAAGAAAAACGCUGUGACAGAAAAGAGAUCACCCAGUGGCCCCCACCAAUCAUUGUGUUCUGAAAUGGGCGGCGAACUUUGUUUUGCUUUAAGGUGUAGAGGAUCCAGGCAAAGGCCAGCUUUAAGAAGACAGUGCUCCAAAUGUUUGCCAGGAGUUACUUAUGUGCCUGCCUUGCUGGAUAUACCACCCUAUCCCCCUCAACCACCUCAAAGAAACCCACCGAGUAAUGGUCUCUCGCCGAGACUGCAGCACCAAGAAGGAUCAUAUAGAGAUUCCCUUCAAUUUUCAAUGGAACCACCUUCACCAACUCGCCAAAUUGAUUGUAUUAAUUAAUAAUAAUAAUUUUAAUUUCUUUUAAUUUUUAUAUUUUACAAAUAAAUCAAAAUAACAUUAUAAAAAUUAGCUCUAAGAUUACUUUUCAUAUUUUUAGUACCUAAUAAAUUAAGUAGGUACUAUAUACAUAAAACAAAUAUAAUAAUUUUAUUUAAAUUAACGUUAUAGUUAUAAAAAAAAUUAUUAUAUAUAUAAAAUAAAACCAUAAUUUAUAAAAAAAAAUUAACAGUCGCAUGUGGAACCUGGUAAUGAUCCCAGAAUAGUAGUUUCUGUACGGCCCUUUCUAUGGUACAAGGAACAGCCUCACUUAUUCAUCCAUCACAUAAUAACAGCAGUAACUAUUACAUGACAAAUAAAAAAAUACAUACAUUAAGUUUUAAAAUUUUAUUUUUUAUAACAGUUAAAUAUUAGAAAAGAAUAUUAGUGAAGAAACAACAAAUUGAUGUAAUUUAGCAACUAGAUAAAAACAAUUAAAUGAAAUUACUAAAAGCAUCUGUAGGUUCCAAAUAUAUUUAAGCACAAAGUAAUAAAACACCACUUAAAAAUUUAAAGUCGCAAAAAUACAGCCAAAAAUAUAAGCUGGGGUCAGUAGCUGCCCAUGUGCGACUUUUAAUCAAAAUAAAACUUAAAUAUUUUUAGUUUUAAUUGACUUCAUAAUACAAUAAAAAUAAUCCCCUAGAAUUUUAAAAGCAUGCUUGUAUAUACGCACGUAUUUUAUAGCUGAU
This is a messenger RNA of Brassicogethes aeneus, 3902 nucleotides long. NCBI's taxonomy places the organism in Eukaryota, Metazoa, Arthropoda, Insecta, Coleoptera, Nitidulidae. The record is from the annotation of a GenBank genome assembly.